CAGUGACAGUACACCUAGCUGGGGGAUCUCCAUGCCAGAAAAAAAAAUCCCCCGGGCCACAGCGUAACACACAUAUCCGACGAUACCCUAUCCGUGCUGGUGCCCUGUCUGUGAGCGCCGCCCGGCGUAUCUCCAAUUGAAGAGUUCGUUCCCUGACGUGCUGCGCCUGCUAGGUGCUGCACACCUGCCCUGGCUGCCCGCACCCAGUCCUGCCGUACCGGGCGCCCUGGCUCGCCUACCUACCCCAUCGGAGCCCAUCAAUUCGCGACCCUUCCACACUCCCGUCCCAAGGAUUUUCAGUUUGCCAGUUUGCUUUUGCUCGUCGACUCGUCCUUCAUUCUCGUCCUCUCUCCGCUUCCACUCCUGUCGUCAUCCACCCCCCCAAACUCUUUCAAUCUCUCAGCUGCCAUCGUAUUUCCCAGCGAGACGAGAGAGACAGAUAAUCCAGAAUGUUUUCUCGCGCAGCCCGGUUAUCGACGAGGGUAGCGGCGCCCGUCCGCGCCCGCGUUGCUGCUCCCCGUGUCGUUAUUCCCUCGAUCGCCGCUAGGAGGUCCGUCACCACCAAUGCUGCUUCGGCCCAGCUCGAGAAGCCCCUCCCAGAGUCGGAGACCGAGCCCUUCCAGGUCACCCUCAGCGAUGAGAGCUUCGAGACCUACGAGCUCGACCCCCCUCCCUACACCCUCAAUGUCACCAAGAAGGAGCUGAAGCAGAUGUACUACGACAUGGUCGUCGUCAGACAAAUGGAGAUGGCCGCCGACAGACUGUACAAGGAGAAGAAGAUUCGUGGUUUCUGCCAUUUGUCCGUUGGUCAGGAGGCUGUCGCCGUCGGUAUCGAGCAUGCGAUCGAGAGAGCUGACGACGUCAUCACCUCGUACCGUUGCCACGGCUUCGCCUACAUGCGCGGCGGUACCGUUCGCUCCAUCAUUGGCGAGCUUCUCGGUCGCCGUGGCGGUAUUGCCUACGGCAAGGGUGGUUCCAUGCACAUGUUCACCAAGGGCUUCUACGGCGGUAACGGUAUCGUCGGUGCGCAGGUCGCCGUCGGUGCUGGUCUUGCUUUCGCCCACAAGUACACUGGCCGCAAGAACGCUUCCAUCAUCCUCUACGGUGAUGGUGCCAGCAACCAGGGUCAGGUCUUUGAGUCUUUCAACAUGGCCAAGCUCUGGAACCUCCCUGCCCUUUUCGGCUGCGAGAACAACAAGUAUGGUAUGGGUACCUCUGCCGCCCGCUCGUCGGCCUUGACCGACUACUACAAGCGUGGCCAGUACAUCCCCGGUCUCAAGGUCAACGGCAUGGACGUCCUUGCCGUCAAGGCUGCCGUCGCGUACGGUAAGCAGUGGACCAACAACGACAACGGCCCUCUCGUGCUCGAGUACGUCACCUACCGCUAUGGUGGUCACUCCAUGUCCGACCCCGGCACCACCUACCGUACCCGUGAGGAGAUCCAGCGCAUGCGCUCCACCAACGACCCUAUUGCCGGCCUCAAGCAGCACAUUCUCGAGUGGGGUGUUGCCUCGGAGGAGGAGCUCAAGAACCUCGACAAGGAGGCUCGCGCCUACGUCAACGAGGAGGUUGCCGCCGCCGAGGCCAUGCCUCCUCCGGAGGCCAACCAGCAGAUUCUGUUUGAGGACAUCUACGUCAAGGGUACCGAGCCCGACUUCAUCCGUGGCCGUACCCCUGAUGAGCUUUUCUACUUCAAGCACUAAAAAAGUUAAAAUUGAGUAGAGAGGCAGAAGUAAUGACAAACUAGAUGGGUUUUUUCAAGUUACAACCAAGAAACUUGUCCUUUCCUCUGAUGCAUAUCACAAAACCAAAAAUGGUGCUGGCGUCUUUUAUCUACGUCGGCCAUCAUGGACGGUCGUCACUUCUUCUUUCCAUUUUCCUUGUAUAAUAAAACAUUUCUGCGUAGCGCAAAACAGUCACAAACACAACCACACACACAAACACAUAUAUAUAUAUAUAUAUCUAGACAGGUUUUAGGGGAAAGGGAUGGGGAAAGGGAAGGCGGGUUAUGAAAUUGAUAAGCUUUCAAGAUAGCUGUCUUGUUAUGAUGCAACAGCUGAAUGACUGGGCUUGUGAGAUGAGGUCCGAUAUCGUAUCGCAGCCUGCCCCUCCCUGCCCAGCCUCGAAUUGCCAGCCCUGUCUGUC
Molecule: messenger RNA, 2145 nt
Organism: Neurospora crassa OR74A
Lineage: Eukaryota; Fungi; Ascomycota; Sordariomycetes; Sordariales; Sordariaceae
Gene: ace-2
Product: pyruvate dehydrogenase E1 component alpha subunit
Exons: 5
Coding region: 450-1703 (417 amino acids)
Biological process (GO): pyruvate decarboxylation to acetyl-CoA
Cellular component (GO): intracellular membrane-bounded organelle
Molecular function (GO): pyruvate dehydrogenase (acetyl-transferring) activity
Source: RefSeq, a predicted model, not a curated record